GGAUACAUCGACUCCUGAUCAUCCUCAGCUGCGUGUCUCUUUCCAUCGCCCACUCGCCAUCACUCUCAGCGCUUCUCUUCCACACAGACUUGGAAAAGUCAAGAUCAGCAAACUUUCUUUCUGCUGAUGCUUGUGCAGGCCAAGUUUCUCUGCCACUCGUUCCAAUAGACUCGACGCGCUCCUUAUCGUUUCCCCAACAUGUCCUCCGAUCUUUCCAGCAUCCCUCUGGCCUCUUUACGACCGCACCAGCAACGCCAGAUCAGUGAGGCCGGAUCAGACAGAUCUGAUAUGCCCACCAGGCCUCCUGCUCACUACGUCCACGACCAUAGCUUCUCUAAUCCUCACUACUACGAAGGUGUUGAGCCGGGCGACCAACCAGAUGUCCACGCCGACGAGUCGUACGGGUCCAGCUCAGCAGCUCCCUACGUAGCCAAAAUUCGCCCUCGGGACACCAAGGGCUAUCACGGUAUCCGAAAUGACGGUGACUACGGUAGUGACGACCCUUCUGUUUUGCAAGCGCCCCAUCCUCACUUCGCCGAGGAAGGCAAGCGAGGCCGGAGCCAGACUCGACAGGAGCCUCAUUCAAGAUCGUCGUCAAUCGCAGCUUCUUCCGCGGAAGACGACACUGAUGACUUCGACUGGGACGUAUCGGAUGAUGACGACGAAGAGAAGGACACAGACGGGCGCACUGGACAUCGAAAGAAAAUCCGCGCCAAACGAGGUCGUCGAGUCUACCUCUUCUGUAUGCGUCUUGCCCGACCCGUUCGGAUCUUCCUGAUCGGUGCUUUUCUAUCAAUCUUGGCUCUGGUGCCUCUGUUUGUUGUGCUUUUUGCCAUCGACAGGAGCAAUAGUGCUCGACCGCACGUGCAGACUUGGUCAAUCUGGUUAUCCAUCGUAUGCGCUUCCUCUGCUGGAACCUUCAUCAUCCUCGACUGGCUCCCCCCCUUGCUGUUGCGCUUGGCCGUCGCCUUCUACGGCCGAUGUCCCGAAGUCUUCAAGACUUGGUUGGAGGUCGCAAUGACCACUCUCGUGUACUUCAAGCUCAUCCUCUGUGUGGCCUGGGCCUGGAUUUCGAUUGGCUCCAUCCUGUCUGCAAUCUGGGGCUCUACUCGACCUCACUAUUGGGUCUAUAUCAUCGAUACUCUGCAGGCUCUCUUUGCGACAGCGAUCAUACUCACCACGGAGAAGGUAGCGCUGCACGUCGUGGGGGUCAACUUCCACAAGAUCAGUAUCAAGGAUCGCCUCGAAGAGAAUCAGAAGGCCUUGAAGAGUCUAGACAAGCUCAGAGACAGCAAGUACCUCCAUGCGUCCCUCACCAAGGCAGCCAGGCGUUCACGCCCGCCCAGCCCAGGCCCUAAUGCGCUUGGUGGUGGGUAUGGAAGCCGAGGGAUUCGAAGUGCCCCUGCGGGAGACUACCUCACUGCUGGCAGUGGUGGUGAUGGAGGCGUCUCACCUGCGGUAGCGGCCUCUGAGAAGUCCUUUGCCGCUCAGCAAGGUCUUGGUCAGCACCACCGUGGUCAGUCUGAAGAUCGCCUCCGCUCGGCUGGCAAAUCUGAUCGCAAGGCGAACUUUGCCAACCAGCUACAAGAAGCGUUGGCCACAGCUGCGCUCAAAGACUCUAAGCUGUACAAGCAGGAUAUCUAUGGCAACCAGCAAAGCGCCCGCAAGCUCGCUCGACAGCUCUUCAUCAACAUCGGUCACCAUCGCAAAACCCUCACUGCAGAGGACUUUAUCCCUUACUUCAAGACAGAAGCGGAGGCUCGGGAAGCCUUCACUAUUUUCGACAAGGAUAAAAAUGGUGACAUUUCCAAAUCUGAGAUGCGAGAGGCGGUCCAGAGGCUCUAUCGCGAGCGCAGAGCGCUGGCAACUAGCCUCAAGGAUAUGAGCUCUGCCAUCCAGAAGCUCGAUAAUGUCCUCAUGUUCCUGGGUCUGAUCCUUGUUGUCUUCAUCUGGCUCCUCAUCUUUUCUCCGGGCACAACAGUAUCGAACCUGGUACCGGUCAGCACCAUUGUGGUGGCCUUCUCCUUUGUCUUCGGCAACUCCGCCAAGAAUGUUUUCGAGUCUCUGAUCUUUGUCUUUGCGACGCAUCCGAUCGAUACGGGAGAUCUGGUCUGCAUCAGUGACCAGUGGAUGUUCGUCAAGGAAUUCGGCCUGCUCUCUACGACAUUUGUCGAUACGACCAACCAGUACAUCGUUGCUCCCAAUGCUCUCCUAUCCACGCUCUACAUCCACAAUGCAAGGCGAUCGCCCAGACAGUGGGAGACGACCAACAUUCAGAUGAGCUUCGACACUGCUCUUCAGACCAUCGAUGAGUUCAGGCGACGCCUUCGAGCAUGGGUCCAAGAGAACGAUCGAGAGUGGGGCGGAGGCCUAGAGGUCAACUACAAUACUAUCACAAAUCAAAACGCCGUCGAAAUGGUCAUUGCCAUGGAGCACAAGACUAACUUCCAGAACUGGGGCGAGCGAUGGACACGAAGGACCAAGCUGAUGAGGCGAGUCAAGGAAAUCGCCGAGGAGCUCAGCAUCGGCUACACUCUCCCACCUCAACCGGUGUCGUACCACCCUCGCAGUAACGCUGGCCUGCGCGCCAACGACCAUGCUGGCGGUAGCCGCGGACCAUCGGGAUUCCCUGGCGCUCAAAAGAGCAGUGCUGCUGGUCAGGCAUCUGGGGGACCUGUCGGGUUCAACCCACGAGCAAUGGGCGUCGGUGGUGUGGGCUCCGGCUUUGGUCUGAACAAGCCGACUGACACUACGAGCUAA
Messenger RNA from Microstroma glucosiphilum, 2760 nucleotides. RefSeq lists its product as hypothetical. Gene Ontology annotation, biological process: calcium ion transmembrane transport; intracellular calcium ion homeostasis. Gene Ontology annotation, cellular component: membrane. Bases 199 to 2760 code for a protein of 853 amino acids. NCBI's taxonomy places the organism in Eukaryota, Fungi, Basidiomycota, Exobasidiomycetes, Microstromatales, Microstromataceae. The record is from RefSeq and is a predicted model, not a curated record. Gene Ontology annotation, molecular function: calcium ion binding; calcium channel activity. The transcript is spliced from 2 exons.